Molecule: messenger RNA, 706 nt
Organism: Raphanus sativus (radish)
Lineage: Eukaryota; Viridiplantae; Streptophyta; Magnoliopsida; Brassicales; Brassicaceae
Product: NADH dehydrogenase [ubiquinone] 1 beta subcomplex subunit 8, mitochondrial
Exons: 4
Coding region: 123-500 (125 amino acids)
Source: RefSeq, a predicted model, not a curated record
UUUAUUACGACUCCGUUUAUAGAUUUUGGUCAUUGCCUGCCGUGUCUAAUCUAAAAUCGAUUCAUCUUGAAUCUCCUGAAAACGAACAAAAGAGCAAACCUGAGACAAAAGUGGGCGGAAAAAUGGCAGGAAGACUGAGCGGUGUGGCGUCACGGAUCAUGGGCGGAAACGGCGUCGUCGCCCGAUCCGGCGCCUCUUCUCUCCGCCAACGCGCCGGCAUGGGUCUCCCCGUCGGCAAACACAUCGUCCCCGACAAGCCGCUUUCGGUAAACGACGAGCUGAUGUGGGACAACGGGACUGCGUUUCCAGAGCCUUGCAUUGAUCGGAUCGCUGAUACCGUCGGGAAGUAUGAGGCAUUGGGAUGGUUGUGUGGCGGUUUAGGGUUCUUUGCCACUCUUGGUUUGCUCGCUGUUGUCAACGAUAAAGCUUCAAAGGUUCCUUUUACACCACGAGUGUAUCCGUAUGACAACCUGAGAGUGGAGCUUGGAGGAGAGCCAUAGAGACUUACUCAAGUGAUUUGCUCCUCAAACUUAAGCGUGUUUUUUUCUUCACCUGCCUUGCUUCUUUGAGAUGUUAUAAUUUCCUGCUCAGAACUUGGAGACAAGGGAAUAAAAGAUAACUUUUGUUUUUUAUUGUGUGUGUCUCUGUAUUUAACAGUGUGACCUUUUGGGUGUAUUCCUAUGAGAAGUCAUCUGAUUUUACAGCA